Rhodotorula toruloides NP11 is the source of this 4215-nucleotide messenger RNA. RefSeq lists its product as uncharacterized. Bases 1 to 4215 code for a protein of 1404 amino acids. NCBI's taxonomy places the organism in Eukaryota, Fungi, Basidiomycota, Microbotryomycetes, Sporidiobolales, Sporidiobolaceae. The transcript has 7 exons. The record is from RefSeq and is a predicted model, not a curated record.
AUGGGCAGGAAACCCGCUCCAUCUGGUCCCCCCGCGACGGGCAAGGCGUCGCUGUUGUUCUACUUCUCGUCGUCGCCUGCGGUCAAGUCGGACGAGGGAACGCCGGCGACAUCCUCGCCAAUCCGUACAGGCAUGGAACAGCUGCCCGCGCGCGCUGUCGGCGGAGGAGAAGCAGGGUCCUCUGGAUCAGGCGGGAAGGGCGAUGGCAAGGGCAAGGCGCCGCUGAGGGGCACGCAGUCGCUCAGCAGCAUCGAGAAGGGCACGCAGAAGGAGGAUGGACCUGUCGCAGGCCCCUCACGAGCAGCGAGGGCGGUGUCUGCCUCGCUCGCCUCCUCGUCGGGUACUUCGCUCGCGGCUCCUUCGACUUCAACAGCGCCGCGCAGGUCGCCCAGGUUGCUGACGCCUGCAGACGAGGAGGACGAGAACGAGGCGCGAUAUUCUGUGAGGAUGCCGGACGCCUUUGUCAAGUCUGAAUCCCUCACGCCUCGUCGCAAUCCCUCUCGCCAAUGCUCCAUCACGCCCAGCCGCCAGAUCGACCUCACUGCCUCGCCGAGCGACAAAUCUGCCAUGCUGAUGCAGGUCAAGAAGGAGAUUGCAGCGCGGAGGACGAUCGAAAUCUCGGAUUCAGAGUCGGAGGGGAGAAGGAGGGUUGGCCUGCUUGCGGGGGCGUCGGUCUCGCCGCCGAAGCGCUCGCGAGGCAGUGCCAGGAUCAGGAAGUACAAGGUGAUGCGGGACGAACUCGGGCGGGAUGUGAUGGACUUGACGAUGUCGUCGCCGUCCGCCUCGUCGUCCGUCCUCGACGACUCGGACGACAGCGAGAUCGUCGUCGUUACGCGCCCGAAGACGGCUUCUCGCACAGGCUCGACGACGCCUAGGGCGGGCGUUUCGGGCGCUCAAGGAUUGCAGAUCAAGCGGGAACCGACUGCGUCCGUCUCGCCGGCCAAACCUUCGUCUCUCGCUUCCCCUGCUCGACCCGCCGCGCCUCUCGCCUCCAGCUCGAAGCAGAACAACGGCGUCUUCAGCCCGCUCAAGAAGACUGCCGAAGAGCUCAUGCCGCCGCCCGCGUCGCCCAUGCGCAAGUCUGCGCCCUCGACUCCGAAGAAGGCGACUGGCGGUCUUCCAACGACACCCCGUCCUCUCCGUUCCGGCAGCAGGUCUCUCCCGAACGUCUUAGAGGACGACCGCGACGACUCUGGCACACGCUCCUCUCCACGUCGUCGCGCCACUCCCGCCGUCUCUGUCACGGCUGCAUCUUCCUCCUCUCCCUUGAAGCGCGCACGUCCCGACGACUCUCCCUGUCGAGGACUGCCCGACUCGCCCAACCUGCGCCUGCUUCGAAGCUCUCCGCGGCCAGAGAUGCGCUCGAACCCGUCCGACUCCUCUCUCUCCACGAUCACCCCUUCACAGCCUUCGACGCCUCGUCGCGGCUCUUGUUCUGCCGUUCACUCGCCAGUGCAGCCGAACACGGACGCCAACGCUGUUGCUGGUCCAAGCAACCUCACCUCGCCGGCGCUGCGUCGACUCGCCGACCUCGACAAGCGGGACGCCCCAAGGACGCCAGAAGGCGGCCCGAGCUACGUUCGCGACCCGACUGGAUCGCCUCUGUCGUCUCUCGCACCGACGCCGAAGCGGCCGCUCUCGCGCGCGGCAACUUGGACGAGCGGAUCGACCACCAAGCCCAGGUCGCCUCGCAAGCACAAUUUUGAGCUUAUCAUCGAGACAAAGCCGGUGCCGGGCUCUCGUACGGCGUCGUUGAAGAAGACCACGCCUGUCGCGAGGGGCAAGGGGAAGGGAAAGGCGGUUGCGGCGCCCAGCUUCAAGAAGAACGAGGUCAGGAAGGCGAGGGACGGCUUGACGAGCGAGUGGGACGCCUUCAUGCACGACGCAUCGAGCAGCGAGGGCUCGGACGACGACUCGGACGAUCGCGAGGGCAGUCCUUCGCCUGCCAAGUCGCGCAGGACGCCUCGGCGCGGUCGCACAGAAGCGUCCGACUCGGGGUCCAGCUCCUCCUCUUCCUCGAGCGAGUCAGAGGCAGAGUCGGAGGACGACGAGCUCGCCGACUUCCUCAAUCGCGCCAAGGCCCGACGCGAAGCAGGCGAGACGCUCGCCUCGACCGCCGACACUUCGCCUUUCGCUGCGACAGCGCCAACGACCGUCUCUCCUGAUCCACUCGCCGACGAACCGCGCCGCUCGAGUCGGGAGAAGCGCGAGACGGACCACUACAGCCCGUCGAAAUCCGCCAAGCGGGUCGCAUCCUCCUCGACGAAGACGUCGAAAGCCCAAAAGGUCACGAACUCGCUCGGCUUGAUGGACGACACGACGAAGCGUUCGGUCCUCCAGUUUGACAGGAUCAUGAAGGACCGCGCAGCGAGGGAGAAGAAGGGUCACACGGACGAGUGGUAUGCGAAGUGGAAGACGGAGCUGGGCCGGAAGAAAGAGGUGGAGUCCGACGAUGAUCUCGAUACUGGAUCCGACACCUCGAUGACUUCCGACCUCGAAGCACCAUCAGUUCUCGGCAGCGUCAAGCCCCUCGACUUGUCGGUCGUGACUUCCGCGCUCGCCGAAGACUCCGACGAGGACCUUCCGGCACCGGGCGCCCUCCCGGCCGCGACGAAGAAGAAGGCGGCCGCCUUGGAGAGCCUACUGAACGAGGAGACGGAGCGGGAGAAGCAAGAGAGGGAGGCAAUGGUGGAGUCGGAGGAACAGCUGGAUUUGCGGACCUUUUGGAGGCCGUCGAAGAUGUGGUCCAUCGAUCAGCAGGACAAGGCCCAGUAUGUCGGCGAUGGCUGGAGGGGGCAGAUCGCGCAGGCGCUACGAGGCAUCUUCACGUCGUCCACGCCCUUCCCGUCGGCCGUCACGCUAUUCUCGCCACUGAAUUCGGGCGGGAUCGGUUCUCCCGAAGACCACCGAGUCGCGUCCCGCUGGAUCAUCGAACUGCUCUGCGAUCCUUGCGAAACGUCCGCCGGCGACCGCCUCGUCGAUCUCCUCGCUCGCAUCGCCGCGCAUACGGCUUCCCGCUCGCAAGACGCGGAGCCCGCGUCUUCGCUCGUCGACGCCGAUUACCUUGGCAGCAUGCUGGUCAAGCUUGGAGCGAAGCCUCACGCCGUCGACGUUCCCCGAGACCGGUCGUUCUCCAGCACUCUCAGGGCUGCGGAUGAGGACUACAAUGACGAGGACGAGUUCGUUCGGGCGCCGCGUAAGGCCCAGCUGCUCUUCAGCGCUGCACAACGGAUGCCAGCAAUCCGCCGGUGGUGCAGUGUUGUGCAGGUUCUCUGCUUGCACGGGCGGUUGUUCUCGGACGAAGACGCCUCUCGCCUCGCUGUUCUCCUCAUCCGUCUUGCCGUCGACCCGCACUCCGCCUUGAUGCGUUCGACCUUCACCUGGACCCUCCAGUGCUUGUUCGCGUCGAUGCCGGCUGGCUCUGCGGCAAGGACCAACGCAUUCCGCCAGCUCGUCACUGUGUAUCGCCGUGCUCGACACUUGACGCAGGCUGUCGUGCUGCAGACGAUCCCGCACGACUCACAGGCGAACAAAUCGCUCCGCGACUGGCUCGCCUGGUCCUUCAUCGCAACCGACUCGAGUGUCGCCAACGCCCUCGCCCGCCCAUCGCUCCUCGAUAGCGUCCUCCCCUCCGUCCUUGCACUCCUCGACUCGCCGCCCGCGAAGAGCCCAUUGCGCCCGCUGGCGCUGACAGGCGAACCCCCCUUCGCCGACGCCAACCUGAUCGAGCAAGUCAAGCUCCUCGCCCUCUCCCUCACCUCGCUCGCCGACCCUCUCGUCGUUUCCGACCUUCGCGUCGAGCAUCGUAGGACGCUCGAGCCUAUCAUCCGCCGCAUCGAGACGCUCGACUCGCGUCUCCGUGCUGACGCGAGGAAAGGAUUGCAGGUCGAACGCUUGCACGCCAAGAACCUCUUGACGAGCCUCAAGUACUCGCUCACGUACCAGCUCAUGAGCGCGAGGGGCGAGAAGAGCGCCUUCGGACUGUCGGAAGAGGACGAGAAGGCGAUCAAGCGGAAGGAGACGGCGAACGGGAACGAGGCGAAGAGGCAGAAGCUGGAGCGGGAGGACGACGAGGCGGCGGGUCGCAAGCAGUCGACGCUCGACUUUUUCCGCAAGGCAGCGGUCAAGCAGGCCGCUCUCGCCCAUCCCAGCCAGGAAGAAGCGAUGGACAUGGACUCGGACGAAGAGGUGGCGGACGAGCUGUUGCGCAGCUGA